Molecule: messenger RNA, 330 nt
Organism: Haemonchus placei
Lineage: Eukaryota; Metazoa; Nematoda; Chromadorea; Rhabditida; Trichostrongylidae
Source: the annotation of a GenBank genome assembly
AUGUUGGUGCCACUCCAUGUAGCACUACUGAUACGGUUAUCCCAUGGUUUCUUUUUUGGUACAGGCGGCGGUAGUGGAUGUCAGUGUGUCAAGGCAUGUCCGGCACCCGUCACUUGUGCUCCACUACCCACUUGUGCAAUUCCUCUGCCCUGUCCUACCCAGAUCAGCUAUGCAGCUCCAGCUCCUGCUUAUCAAAGCGAUUAUCAGGUUUCAUGGAGAAAUGGCGUACCGGCACAAUACGAAUUGCCAGCAUCGGCUCCGAUUUCCACUUCCUAUCAGGUUAGUACAAAGACUCCCUGCAGUCCUGGGGAUCAAUAUCGGAUGUGCUGA